This is a messenger RNA of Cylicocyclus nassatus, 312 nucleotides long. The record is from the annotation of a GenBank genome assembly. NCBI's taxonomy places the organism in Eukaryota, Metazoa, Nematoda, Chromadorea, Rhabditida, Strongylidae.
AUGGAGGAUGUCAUUUCUUUGCAAUUCGUCAUCAAGAGCGUUCUCGAGAGCAUCAAUUUAGUAGCAUUUGUGGCUGCCUACGGUGCUGCACUUGUUGUUCUCAUACUUCCUGCAAUUGUGCUCGAGCUGGCUGUAGGUCAGCUGACUGGUCGAGCAUCGGUGCAGGCAUUUUAUCAUCUGUCACCGAUAUUCAAAGGUAUUAUCUCAGGUAUUGUUCACAUUACUUGUAUUAGCAACCAUGACACGAUUUGUGUGGUUGAUACUUUUCGUCUUUCAUCUAUCUUGGACUAUUCAAGCAGAUCGACCAUAUAA